UCAGCCUUGGGUGUUGAUGGAGAAGACCACUGAGGAGACACCGAGAAAAUGGCACUGAUGGAGAAACUGAGAAGACACCAAGAAGACAACACUGAUGGAGACAUCAGAACUCAGAUCGUUUCAAGGGCAAAUCCAAGCGGGAGCGGUUGAAGGUGCUGGCGAUCAUUUUGUCAAAGUCCAUCUUAGAGUGGACACCACCCUGGAGAUACCCAAUGGGCCUGGACUGGUCCAAGCACCCCAAAACUCUCCAGUGUCUCUCCUCUGGUCUGUCUGCUGCCCAUGGACACCUGAGAUGUUCUGGUGCCCAUGGUUGCGAUCAUGGUGGGCCCUGGAGCCUCACCAUCUUCUCACUGGUGAACUGGUGACAACGGACGAGGAGAAGGCAGGGACAAGGAGAAGACCUCUUCCCAUAUCUCUUUGGUGGAUGGAACUCAGGCAGGGACAAGGGAAGCAAAGACCCUCCCACAAUAGGAGAAGAGCCGCCUUCUCGGUGUCGGCGAGAUAAGGAUUCCGUGGAUGGAUGAAGGAAUUGCAUGGCUGGUGGUAUCCAGAGAGUGGUGGUAAACCUCAGGAGGCUCAACAAGGCCAAGUCCAAGGUCUUGCAUAGGGGUGGGGGCAACACAGGACAGGAGACGAAGUGAUGGAGACCAGUCAUGACGAGAAGAACUUGGGGAGAUGAGAAGCUAGUGGUGAAAUAGUGGACUACGGUGGGCUUGAGGUGGAGAUGGGCUCCACUGGGGCCCAAGGGAUCUUCUUGAUCUCAUGUUCAAAGGUCUACAGAGCUACAGGAGAUGCUGGAUCUUCUUCAGAAGGAUUCCUUCCCAUAUCUUCUUCAGAACGACCCUUUCCUUAGAGCCAGGACUCUGGAGGAGAACAACCAGCAGCAGAUGGAGAAAAAGCCAGGAGCUACUUGACAAACCUUGACCUUCACUGGUCCAUGGGAUGGGAGGAGCCUCACGCAAGGCUGCUGAGAGGGGCAUUUUCAUAACGGAGGCGGCUUCAAACUGGGAGAGGGGAGACGUCAGGAAGAAAUUCUUGGCCGAGGGUGGGAAGUCCCUGGCCCAGGUUGCCCAGAGGAGCUGUGGCUGCCCCAUCCCUGGAGGCGUUCAAGGCUGGUGGGACGAGGCCUGGAGCAACACGGGCUGGUGGGAGGUGUCCCUGCCCAGGGCAGGGGGUGGCACUGGAUGGUCUGGUCUCGUCUCCUCUAUCCUCAUGUUCUCCUCUCCUCAUGUUCACCUCUUCUCAUAGAAUGUGUUGGGUUGGCAGGGACCUUUAAAGGUCAACUAGAUAAACCACCGUACAGCGAGCAGGGACAUUUCAACGAGACCGUUUCUAAAGAGGCAGAUGGAGAGCGCUCGCAGUGGACGGGACUCCUGGCAGGAAGGAGGAAAGGGGGACUUCAGAAAGAGCGGCCCCCUGCCCACGGAGAUGUUCCAGCUCAGGCACUUCUGCACCCAGCCGGCCGGCCUUUCCCCCCUUCCUCUCCGGGAGCUCCGGCCGCCGGCCUGUCCUCGCCUCACGGGCGGCCCCUGCCCUCCGCUCAGCCGGGCCAGGGCCAGCAGCGCCGCCUUCUGCAUCCCAGGGCAGCGAUGGGCAGAGGAGCAGCAGCCGGGGAGAAGAGGGGAGACCUACCGCGUGCUGCAGAGCUUCCGCAGAGCAGCCCAGGGGAGCUGGUUCUCUCGGAGGCCACCAGAGCAGCCUUCCUCCACCCCUGGUUUUGGUGGGAGAUGGAGCGGUGCAGAGCUGUUUCUCAGGCAUCCAGGAAGGUUUCCCAGUGCCGCCGGGAGAGACGCUGCUCCCAGGAAGCUCCUGCCCAUAGAGCAAAGGCCGUUUCCAGCCACCCAGCGCCGGGGGCUCUGGUGCUUUGUGGGCAGAAAACUCUCCCUGAAGUUCCUCCUGCUGAAAGGUCUGUUAUGUUCUGUGUCUCCUGCUCCAUUUUGGAUCAUUCUUACAAAACCAAAUAAUUUUAUUUUUUCUUUUAGGUGUUUUUUUUUCCCCCCCUCUCUAGGAUGUGAAAUGCCUGUUUUAGAAAAAAGCAAGCAGGUCCCUCUGGGAGGCAUCCCCCCCUUCAAGAGGAUCGACCGCACCCCUCAGCUUGGUGUCAUCUGAACCCUGGCUGGGGGAGCACUUGAUGCCACUGUCCCAUUGAGGGCCACUGUCCCUUGAGGGCUGUGGCUCCUUGAGGGACACUGUCCACUUGGGCAUAAAGCCACUGACUGCUCCUCUUUUGUUAACCCCUUUCCUCCCUGUGAGGAGCUGGGGAGCCUGUUGAGGGCAGGGUGGAACAAAGGGAGCCCCCCCAUUCCCUCCUGGGAGACCCCCAAACAGAAGCCAGAGCCAGCAACCCCAGAGGGUCCUUGGCAGCCAACAGAGAACCCACGUCUGCCUCCUGUCGCAGCAACCCCUGCCACCUGCUUAGCCGUGAGCCAGGCUGGGCAGAGAGGCACGACUCCCCGCAAACUCUGCCCAGCCCCACCACCCUUGCAUCCCUCCGAGCUACCCACGCGCGUCCCGAGGCCCCAGAGCAGCCCCGCAUGUCCCAGGCUCCCGGGCUGAGCCCUCUCCAUCGGCCCGUUGCUCACCUCUCCCCUCCUCCCCACUGCGCUCAGCAGUGUGUCCACCUUUGGGAUGCCAGCAGUGAGACGGUGCUCCGUGGCUCCUUGCAAGAGCUCUCCUGGAGCUGUGACCCUGCGCUGGCACCUCUCGCUCCAGAGGCACCCAGCUGCGGCCACCACAGCCAGUCUCCCAGCAAGCGGCUCUAGAGAGCAGACGCACAUUUUUGCAUCGUCACGUUGCCGCGACACCGCACUGCACAUCGUCAUGUUGCCACGCCGCUGCCCGGCUGCUGCCCAGCCACCCCGGGGCCCACCUGGUGGCCCGUCUGGACCUGCAUGUGGGCCACUCGCUCUCGCUUUGGACAGUCAAGAUGUGGCUUGGACUCUAAAAAUGACUGGCUGGAUGCUAAAAAUGCUGUUUGAGAGCUUGACAAUGAGUCUUUGAAUCUUAAAAAGGGCUUUGGAACUUGUAAAUGAGGGUUUGUACCCUAAAAAUGAAGCUUUGGGAUCAAAACCAUGAUAAUUUGGUCCCUUAGAGAGGGGU
Molecule: messenger RNA, 3099 nt
Organism: Chroicocephalus ridibundus (black-headed gull)
Lineage: Eukaryota; Metazoa; Chordata; Aves; Charadriiformes; Laridae
Exons: 4
Coding region: 1345-2109 (254 amino acids)
Source: RefSeq, a predicted model, not a curated record